Messenger RNA from Periconia digitata, 411 nucleotides. The record is from the annotation of a GenBank genome assembly. NCBI's taxonomy places the organism in Eukaryota, Fungi, Ascomycota, Dothideomycetes, Pleosporales, Periconiaceae.
CCCAGGAAUACAUUCUUUGAAAUGCAGACCAGAGUCCUUGCAGAUGUCCAAAUCCCGGCAAAGGGAAACUUCACAUUGAGCAUCGAUUGCGAUGGACUUUUGAUGCCUGACCCGAACAGUCCCAGCAUGUUCAAGUCAAAGCCAGCCGCUGAGGCUGCUCUCUAUUUUCGACUAGAGACGCUCUUGACGGUUCCGAUGAUUCAACAAAUCAAGCUCAAGUGCUUCCAUGUUUGCGGAAAAGUUGAGUUCGAUGAGUGCGCUUGUUUGGCGACUCCCUGGGGCAUUGGCGAUUGGUUCGUAGAUCAAUACCGGCAAGCAGGAAAGUAUGUUUAUUACAAAAAAUGGACGAGAGAUAGUGAAAAGGAUUGGAAUGAUCCAGAUAUACUCCUCACAGUGUUCAUAGACCAAUGA